AUGUACGCCUUCCGUGUGCUGAUUCUGUCCCUCGUGUCGAUCGGCGUACAUUCCAGCUAUGCCCUGCCACCGUCCACGUUCGGUGAAGCCUUGGCCAGUGCCGGUCAAUUAUCGAACAAACUGAAGGAAACGGCAGCAUGGAAAACAUUCACCGGCAUCGCACGUGACUCGGACUCGAUCAACUCACUCGUCCGGAUCAUACCGCGCACGACCAUGGGCUUCGUGCGCGAUGUGGUCAGCUCGUUCAAGCGCGAGUCCCGUGCCAUCAUACUCACCAAAAACGGUGCACUGGAGGGCCGGCUGCAGCAGGUGAAGGGUGGCGGUUCCGGGUCGUUUUACGCCUUCAAAGGCAUCCGGUACGGGCAGCCACCGGUCGGGGAGCGUCGGUUCCGAGCCCCGCUACCGGAGGAACCGUGGAAAGGGGUCCGCAGUGCGACACGUGAGGGUUCCGUCUGUCCGCAUCGCAACAUGAUACUGGACAACUACAAGGGCAACGAGGACUGUCUGUUCCUCAACGUGUACUCGCCGGAGCUGCCGAUCGGCGAGGACAAUCCGCAGCUGCCGGUGAUGGUGUGGAUCCAUGGCGGUGCUUUCUCGUUCGGGUCCGGCAAUGCGUUCCUGUACGGGCCGGACUAUCUCGUGCCGAACGGAGUGGUGCUGGUGACGUUCAACUAUCGGCUCGGACCGCUCGGAUUCUUGAGCGUGGGUCGGGACGCACCGGGCAACGCGGGCAUCAAGGAUCAGGUGUUGGCACUGCGCUGGGUCCAGGAAAACAUCGCCGCGUUCGGCGGUAAUCCCGAAGAUGUGACCAUCUUCGGACAGUCGGCCGGAUCGGUGUCGGUGCAGCUGCUCACACUGUCCCUCCUGUCGAAGGGACUGUUCCACAAAGCGAUCGCCCACAGCGGUUCGGUGCUGAACCCUUGGGCUAUCGCCCGUGACACCAAAGAUCGUGCAUUCAAGCUCGCCCAACUGCUGGGCAUUCGGACGAACGAUACCGACGAGCUGCUGGAGCAGCUGCGUCGGACCGCCCCGCAGAAGAUUGUCGACGCGGCCCUCAAAACGCUCACCGCGGAAGAUGUGCGCAAAAACAUCGGGUUGCCGUUCGUGCCAUCGCUGGAGGAUUGGACCGGUGAGGAUGCCUCGGACGAAGUGCCGCUGAUCGUGGAGGAACCGCUGGAACUGCUGAAGAGCGGCCGGUACCAUCAUGUGCCGGUGAUCACCGGUUUCAAUUCGCACGAAGCGAUGCUGUUUAUGCGACGGUUACGCAAGGAUCCAAAUUUGCUCCAAACGCUCGACGCCGACUUUGAGCGACUGAUACCGUUGAAUUUGCAGCUGGAUCGGGAGUCGCACGAGGGCAAGGAAUUCGCGGCACGGAUGAAGCGAUUCUACAUGGGGGAAAGGCGCGUCUCGAACGAAACCAUCCAGGAGAUGAUGAACCUCAUGUCGGAUGUAAUGUUCCUGCACGGUAUCACCGACUACGCCCGCUUGCACGCGUCCCACAAUGGGCUAAACUCAACCUGGGUGUAUCGGUUCGCGUACGACGGUGCGCUCGGGAUCUACAAGCGGAUACUGGGCAUUGACUGGCCCGGUGCGUGUCACGGGGACGAGCUCGGAUAUCUGUUCCACUUCGGCGUGCUCAAUCUGCGCUUGGACAACACCUCACCCGAGCUGCAGGUGAUGCACAAGAUGACCCGCAUGUGGUCCAACUUUGCCAAGUACGGAAAUCCCACCCCGUUUGGAGAGGAUGAGCUGGUGCUAGGCAUCAACUGGCCGUCGGUGAUACCGAACACGAUGACCGAGCUACCCUAUCUGGACAUUACCGGGACGCUCGAGGGUAAAACGAACCCCGAGGCAGUGCGGCUACAGUUCUGGGACGAAGCGUUCAGCAAGUACAAUGGCAAUCUGUUGUAA
Anopheles marshallii is the source of this 1911-nucleotide messenger RNA. RefSeq names its product juvenile hormone esterase. Lineage: Eukaryota; Metazoa; Arthropoda; Insecta; Diptera; Culicidae. The transcript is spliced from 5 exons. Gene Ontology annotation, molecular function: hydrolase activity. The record is from RefSeq and is a predicted model, not a curated record. Bases 1 to 1911 code for a protein of 636 amino acids.